Anisakis simplex (herring worm) is the source of this 429-nucleotide messenger RNA. Lineage: Eukaryota; Metazoa; Nematoda; Chromadorea; Rhabditida; Anisakidae. The record is from the annotation of a GenBank genome assembly.
AUGGAUUCAUGUUCGCAGGGCCAUGCGUUGAUGGUCACAAUGGAGUUAGUAACAGCUCGUAGGGUUCUACCACAACCAAUCGAUGACUUGCUAAAAAGAAUUCGACCAAUAAGGAUGAUGAUUGGAACAGUAAAAAAAGAAAUGCAGGAUACGGCAUAUUUAUUAUGUGACGAUGGUACAGUUGAUAAAAAGGGCGUUUUCGUGACUUGUAAUACUGCCAUUAGACUAUUCGCAUCCAAAACGGCAUACAUUUUCGACGAUCCAGCAUUUUUCGUCAACGCAGUUCUCUACAGUGAAUCAAUAAUGAGAGCUCAUGGUAAAGCGUUUUUAUAUCAAUUUGAUUACGGAAAUGUUGGUGAUGCAUUUUAUCUGGGUCCGAAUUUGCCCAAGUAUACACCAGAACAGUCUCCUCAUCACACACAAGAAUUU